Messenger RNA from Atta colombica, 4245 nucleotides. Its product is annotated as extracellular matrix-binding protein ebh-like. The transcript has 3 exons. NCBI's taxonomy places the organism in Eukaryota, Metazoa, Arthropoda, Insecta, Hymenoptera, Formicidae. The record is from RefSeq and is a predicted model, not a curated record. Bases 227 to 4105 code for a protein of 1292 amino acids.
UUUAGCAUUCAACGUUCAAAAGUAGAAGUCGGAUUUAAAAUUUGCGACGCCAUUCGAAUGACUAGAGAUAGAAUUUGUGUAGAUUUUCACAAUGUGAAAUAUUUAGUUAUUCGAGUCUAAGCUGUAAAACCUGAAGUAUUCUCGAGUGGCUUUGAGUGGUAUAUAUACAACCACGUAAAAAUAACCUAUUUUUUUUUCAUCGUAUAAAAUACGUUUCUUCAUAAACAUGGCCAAGAGAAAAUCCUUAAAUCGUGUAUCCCGACGAUACUCCAAACGUAGAUCCGUCGACUCCUUCGGUUCUGGACAUCUUGAUCCUGAUACAUUCGUCGUGGAUGAAGAACGAACAUUUUGGUGGAAUAACUUGGAAGAGAAUACAUUCCCUCCGCAUUCCAUAAUUCACAGUGAAAAUGAAACGUCUAGGAUGCUGAAUGCUAAUUCAAGGAUUGAUUCUAGUCAGAAUUCCGAUCCUACGGAAUGGUGGAAAAAUUUAGAUUCUGAUACUGAAUCCAUUGCUUCGAAGCCAAGAAGCUCAAGGCGUAGCGCAGCAAUAGUUAAAAGUCGUAUAUUACAAACUUCGACUGAGACAUCUGAGUCAGAAAAAGAGCUCAAUUUAAGAAAAAAGAAGGUUCGUUUAAAAGCAAGUAAUAGGAAGAGUAUUAACAAUGCUUUCGCAAAUGCUUUGAAUGAUACCGAGACAACUACGCCAUUAAAAUCGCGGAAGAAACAAGUCCACUCUGAAAUACAUAUUGAUUCAGUCAGUGAAUCUUUGCAAGGAAGAUCACAGGAAAAUGAAGAGGAUAGUAAUUCGAGCCCAACUUCGAAGAUUUUGAAAUCAAAGCCAAGUAUUUUUAGAACAAGAAGAGGUAGAGGAGAUGGUAUGAAAGAUCAGAAUAUCUUUCAGGAUGUGCUAAUGGAAAAUAAUGUUUUGAAUACCAGCACUGCGAAAACAUCAGUCGUGUUUGAAAAGGAAUCCUCGCAACAUUUAAUGCAUCGAAAUAUUAAUACGAAUAAAGAUCAUAUUGAUGAUCAAAGAAAAUCAAUAAGAUCGCCUCAAACAAUGUCAAGGAUUUUGAAAACAAGAAGUGGAGAUAUGAAAGAUCAGAACGCUUUUCAGGAUGUACUAACGAAAGAUGAUGUUUUGAAUGCCAGCACUGCCGAAAAAUCAGUCGCAUUUGAAAAGGAAUUCUCACAGCAUUCGAUGCAUCAAAAUAUUAAUACGAAUAAAGAUUAUAUUGACGAUCAAAGAAAAUCAAUAAGAGCGCUAGAGGAUAUUGAAACUGAUUCCUUAACCCUAAAUGUAGAGAAGGCAGUGCCUGAAAAUAACGCUGAGACUGAAAGUAACGAUGAAAGUAUCGUACAUCGUCAACAUUUAAAAUUUAAGUCUCGCUUUAUGCAGCAAGCACGGAAAAGCAUAGGAAAAAAUGCCUUUGCAGAUGCUGUAGUUGAUGAUAGUAAUGCAAAUUUGUCUACAUCUAAUCUAAAUAAGGAAAACAAUAUUCAAAAAUCUUUAAUGUCGCGAUCAUCUUUAAACAAAUCUAAUGCCAACAGCAAUAUUACGCCUGAAAGUUUAUCAAUUCGUAAAAGUUCAAGAUUGUCUUUAAAUAUAUCUAAAAAGCAGCAAUCAGAUAUAUCGGUGCAAGAUAAAAAUAAUAUUGAAUCAAGUUUGAGCAGCUCAUCCCUGGAUAACAAUGAAUCCCGUGGAAUGAAAAGAUCCGCAUUUUUGAAGUCAAAAUCAAGAAUUCCAAAACCUUUUCGUAAGCGCUCAUCUAAUCCAUUCGAAGAAAUUCUGAAACAAGAUAAUAUCAGUGAUAGAAGAAAUAAUGUUCCAAUUGAAGAAUAUUAUGCUUCUUCUGAAGGAGAAACUACAACAAGGAUUAAUCAAGAACGUGAAUCUUUAGCAACACAGAAAAAUCCACAAUCAGAAAAUAAUAAUAUUACGAAUGAGGAAGAUUCUUAUGAAAUAUUUUUCGAAGCGUUAUCAAACAUCGAGAAAAGUCGAUCUAAGGAAUCUAAUAUACUAUCGGAAGAUGAGAAUAAACUAUUAGAAAACAACGAUCUCAAUAACACAUCAAAAUCAAUUUCUCGAAAGAGUGUAAUAGCUAAAUCGUUAGAAGAAAAAAUUUCCAAUCGCAAGUCCAUUAGGGAAAAAACUUUGAAGGAAUCCGCAUAUACAAAUGCAAUAUCGCCCGUCGACAGAUUAAGUACUAAUAAGGUAAUAAUACAAGAUGCAAGUGACGAUUCACAUACAUAUGUAGAACGCGAUGUAAGUACAUCCGAAUCAAAUUCUACUAAGGAAGUUGGUUUGACGCAAAACAGUUUAAGAAUUCGGUCUGAAAUACCUGUGAAUAUAGAAGUACAUGAAGCUAAUGAUAAUUUACACACUGAUGCAAAUAGAGAACAUGAUUCAAGUACGCCCAAACGAUCGUUUAAAUUAACCCCUAAUAAGGAAGCUCAUUUGACGCGUAAUAGUUUAAGAAAUCGAUUUGAAACAUCAAAGCCUGUGAAUAUAGAAGUACAUGAAGAUAUUAAUAAUUCGCGCAAUGAUGCAAAUAGUGCGAUUUAUAGACACGAUUCAAAUAUGCAAUUGUCCAAAUCAAAUCUUAGUAAGGAAGAUCGUUUGACGCAUAACAGUUUAAGAAAUCAAUCUGAAACAUUGAAACCUAUAAGUAAAAAUACGGAAGUCUCUAAGCGGUUUUCCAAUGAUGAUAAAGACAAUAAUAUAAAUGUUGAUUUGGAAACAAGUUCAGAUAGUACAGUGUAUCUAAUAACAAGAGCAGAUAUACAUUCUGAAAAUAACACAAAUAUAAGAACACAGAAAAACACUAAUCUGCCAACUGAAAAAGAAAUAACUAGUGACGAAGAUGCAGAGACUGCAACGCAAACAAUUCAACGAAAUUCCUCAUCAACAAAAUCUGGAACAAGGAGUAAAGUAGUAAAUCAAUCUAAAACACUGAAACCUACGAGUAAAAAUAUGGAAGCCUCUAAACAAUCUACAAAUUUGAUCGCUGAUAUUGAAGAAGACAAUAAUAUAAAUGCAGACUCAGAAACAAGUGAUAGUAUAUCGCAUAUAACGAGAGCAGAAAUACAUUCUAAAGAUAACACAAACAUAGGAAUAGAGAAAAGCACUAUUUUAUCAACUGAAAAAAAAAUAAUUGGUGAUGAAAAUACAGAACCUGCGAUACAAACAAUUCAACGAAAUUCUUUGACGAAACCUGAAACAAGUAAAACAGUAAAUCAGCAAAGUAUGCAAAAUUCAAAUAGGACCAGCAUUAAGGACAGAGAAAUUGCACAUAGAAAAAAAAGUUUGGGCAAGUCUCAAAAUUAUCGCAAUACGCCGACUAAAUCGCCGACUAAAUCACCGGCUAAAUCGCCGACUAAAUCAAGUAAAGAUACUUCUUCCAAUAAGCAAAAUUCGUCUAAGUCACUGAAAAAAAUAGAUGAUUUUUUCAUCAAAAUAAAAGAAACUUCGACGAAACAACUAAACGAACGCGCGCAAAAGUCGCAAGUCUUCGAUAAUGAGAAAAUGAAGAAGAUUAAAAUAGAAUUGGAGAAGCUAAAGAGUCGCGAGAUGGCUGCGAUGAAAAAAAAAUCGGCCGAUAAGAAAACAUCUGCAAUAAAAAAGGAAACAAUGAAAUUUGUUAUAUCUAAACAAGAUAUAAAGAAGAAGAAGCCGCUCAUGAAUUCUACGAAAGUAGAUAAGGCAUUUCUAGUAUAUGGAAAAGUAUAUAGACCACCAAGACUUCCUCGUCCGAAACAUUGGGCUACAGAUCGUCUUUACAAGUUUCUGUGGAAACGCUUGGAGCCAAAGUACAAACUGGCCACGAGAGUGAAGUCUGAGAAAUUCGUGCAGGAAUUAGCUACGGUAGUAGCUAUUAUUGAGCGUUGUAAGAAUUACGAAAAUUAUAAUACCGAAUUAAAGGCUCUGAUGAAGGAAAUGGCUCGUUUGAAACUUAUCAAUACUCGUAUGGACUUUUAUCAUUUCUGUCAGGAUUUUUUACCAUAUGAGUUUCGUGUUAAAGUCAUACCUAUGUCAUUACCCGGCAAUGAAAAUAAUAUUCCCUUCGAUCCAAAAAAUGUGCAUACUCCUUUACUUGAUACCGAAUGAGUAAUCGUUGAAAAUGUAAUUAUAAUACGAUAGAAUAUAUUAAUUAUGUUUAUUUAAGUUAUACGUGUAUAGCGGUGAUUUCAUUCUUUGAAUGUACAUACAUGUAUCCAAUAAAAAUUAAUAUUAUUUUGUUAACAUAU